AUGUCCUCUUAUUUAUUUUCAAUGCCAACUGAAAUAGUUUGGAAAGUUCUUACUUUACUUGAACCAUAUGAUGUCUCCAAUACAAGACUUACCUGCAAAAGAUUAAGAACAUACUGUGAUCAUCCAUCUAUUUGGAAAGAUAUUUCUCUGAAUCCACAAUGCUUAACAAAAGAACACACAACCUCUGGUGCAUUGACUCUAUGGAAUCUUCUCGAACUAAAAGAAAUUAUCCAGCCUCACCUUUCAUUGAUCAAGACAAUUAAAAUUUUGGGCGUACGUGACAACAUUAUCCGAUACCUUAUACUUCACUGUAACAAAUUAGAAAAUUUAACUAUAUCGGGAUGGUCCACAUUAUCUGACCAUGCGCUUAGAGUUCCAUUUCAACCUGACCAACAGCUAUGCUUACGCCGACUUAGACUAGUCGGUCGGCAGAAGUCAAAUUUCACAUCAUUAGAUGCAACAACGUUUGGAAAAUUGAUCGCUAAAUGUCCUUAUUUAGAAGAACUUUCUGUUGUGAGUUGCCAAAUACAUAUUCAAGCAGAUAGUUUUCUCAAAUCAUUUGAUUUUAUUCACCGACCACCAGAGGGUAAUUUACUGUCUUUGAAGUCUCUAACAAUGGCUACAAAACGUACUUGGUCAAGCCAACAUAUUACAAAAUUAUUUCAACUAUGUUCUAGUCUUUGCGUUCUUGCUCUUGUGCCUGAUUCCGAUAAUAUACCAGAAAUAGCUGAUGAAAAACCACCACAAGCAGCGUCGUUGGUGCCAAUUGUAAAGAGUCACGAGCCAUUACUAGAAAAAAGCGUACAAUUUGUAAGCGAGCAAGAACUUCUGGAAUUUGAUAACAUAAUAAUUUAUAGUAGUGAAUAA
Mucor mucedo is the source of this 867-nucleotide messenger RNA. RefSeq lists its product as uncharacterized. Lineage: Eukaryota; Fungi; Mucoromycota; Mucoromycetes; Mucorales; Mucoraceae. Bases 1 to 867 code for a protein of 288 amino acids. Gene Ontology annotation, molecular function: protein binding. The record is from RefSeq and is a predicted model, not a curated record. The transcript has a single exon.